AUGUCCUUCGACAACAGUGCCUGUGCCUCUGUGGCCCCGUUCCAAGUGAAGAGCUAUAGGGCUCGAUGGAAUUCACAGAAUUCUGAAGAGGUGCCGCACGAAGAAACGUUUGUGAACAAGUUGUUCCGUGAAAUCAUCGGACCUUUCCUCCUCGAACGUAGCACACAGGUAUGUGCUGUUCUACUGUAUAUAAUCUAUUUGACUCUGGCGAUUAUUGGCUGCCUGCAUAUCAAGGAGGGUCUUGACCCGAGAUUUCUCGUCCGGGAAUCGUUCUACCUCAGCAACUUCUACAAGUUGAUCUAUGAGACAUUCUGGUAUGAA
Molecule: messenger RNA, 321 nt
Organism: Cooperia oncophora
Lineage: Eukaryota; Metazoa; Nematoda; Chromadorea; Rhabditida; Trichostrongylidae
Source: the annotation of a GenBank genome assembly